AUGGCCAAUCCCCCCAAUUUCCAUGCGGCCUCAUUCGAUGGGGCCGUGGAGAACACCGAGUUCAACUUCCGUAGCUUGUAUUUACACCACAUUUUUUCUGGACCAAAUCCAACCCAAGCAGGCAUCGUAAGUAAAGAUGCUACCACUGGGUGGGGAUCGACAGUAGUUAACAACUGGCCCAUAUAUGAUGGGGUUGGCCAUGACGCAAAGCUACUGGCCCGCGCACAAGGGCUGCAUAUCAACGCUGGUAGUUGGCACAAUUCCUUCACUAUUGUGUUCGAGACUGAAAGGUUUAAGGAAAGCACACUUCAGGUAAUGGGAACAUCUGUUCAUGAAGGUCAGUGGUCUAUUGUUGGUGGGACGGCUGACCUUGCGAUGGCACGUGGUGUCAUAGAGAAAAAACUACAUGAGAAAAAAAAUGGUGGAGACAUAAUCGAGCUUACCAUCCAUGGGUUCUGCCACAUGCAGAUACCCACUCUUGUAAAGAGUGGCCCUUGGGGUGGCAAUGGAGGUUCCCCUGUUGAUUCAGAGAAACCCUCAAGGAUAGAAAGUAUCACCAUCCUUUAUAAAGGAAUAAUUGCUUCAUUUGAAUAUACUUACAUCGAUUAUUAUGGCAACAGGCGCACAUCAGGUCCUUGGGGUAGUGAGAAUCCCAAUUGCGCUGAGAUCAUGUUGGGCCCGGGGGAAAUUGUGACAGCAGUGUCUGGAACGGUUAUUAAACAUGAUACUUACGUGGGGACUAAAGUCGAUGUUGUGCAGACACUCAAGUUUGUCACAAACAAGAAAACCUACGGACCUUACGGGAAUCUUGACUAUAAUAAAGAACUUGGUACUCCUUUCAGCGCCGUUGCACCUGAUGACAAAGCAAUUGUUGGCUUCUUCGGGCGUACUGAUGACAAAUACCGAAAUGCAAUUGGCGUAUAUAUUGCCUAG
Triticum turgidum subsp. durum (durum wheat) is the source of this 933-nucleotide messenger RNA. The record is from the annotation of a GenBank genome assembly. NCBI's taxonomy places the organism in Eukaryota, Viridiplantae, Streptophyta, Magnoliopsida, Poales, Poaceae.